This is a messenger RNA of Aphidius gifuensis, 3347 nucleotides long. It is a transcript of the gene Tsf2, whose product is annotated as melanotransferrin. The record is from RefSeq and is a predicted model, not a curated record. The transcript has 2 exons. Gene Ontology annotation, cellular component: plasma membrane; extracellular region; early endosome. The coding region runs from base 190 to 2760 and encodes 856 amino acids. Gene Ontology annotation, biological process: iron ion transport. Lineage: Eukaryota; Metazoa; Arthropoda; Insecta; Hymenoptera; Braconidae.
AGAAAUUUGACGACAAGUGGCCGACGCCCGCUGACUAAUCUCCACUGAUCUCCACACCCAAAUAAAAAUACAUAAAUGGGUGUUAUUAAUUAUUGUCAUUAAAUUUAAUAAUAAUUUAUUUAUUUAAAUUAUAAAUACCAAUAGAAUAUAAUUUUUUGCAUUAAAUAAGUAUUAAAGUUUCAUGUUACAAUGGUGAUUCUCAAAAGUUUUGACAUACGAAUGUUAUGUCUUAUUGUUGUUUUGAUUUGUCAACUUGUUGAAGGUCAAUAUUAUGGAUCAGUUGAUAAUUAUGAAAAUAAAACAGUAACCUGGUGUACAGUAUCAAAACCUGAACAAAAUAAAUGCAUUGCAUUUUCACAAGCAGUUGAAAGAGAACGUAAAUUUUUCGAACAACAUUAUAUACAAUUAAAAUGUCGACAAGCAUUUAAUAAGGAAGAAUGUAUGACACUUUUGGAUAAUGAUAUUGCCCAGCUAACAACACUUGAUCCUGGUGAAGUAUUUGUUGGUGGUAGAUAUCACAGUUUAUUACCAAUAAGUCAAGAAGUAUAUAGUGAUGGAUUAAAUUAUCAAUAUGCUGUUGCUGUUAUUAAAAAAAAUUCAUUGAGUGAUGUUAAUAGUAUACAUAAUUUACGUGGUAAAAAAGCAUGUUUUGCUGGUGUUGGAAUGUUAGCUGGUUGGAUAACACCAAUUCAUACACUUAUGAAAGAAGGUGCACUUGAAAUAAUUGAUUGUAAUAAUCAAGUUAAAUCAGCUGGUAAAUUUUUUGGACCAAGUUGUGCUGUUAAUUCACUUAUUGAUCGUUAUAAUCCAUCUGGUGAUAAUUCAGAUAAACUUUGUAAACUUUGUAUUGGUGAAAUACCUGGUGGUAGAUGUACAAAUAGUGAUCCAUAUUCUGGUUAUGAAGGUGCAUUUCGUUGUCUUGCUGAAAAUGCUGGUGAAAUAUCAUUUUUAGUACAUACAACUGUACAAGAAAUGACAUCAACAAAUUAUGAUUUAAAUUCAAUUAAAAAAGAACAAUUUGAAUUAUUAUGUCGUGAUGGAACAAGAAAAAAUAUUGAUGAAUAUAAAUAUUGUAAUUGGGGUAAUGUACCAUCACGUGCAAUUGUUGUAUCAUCAGCAACUGAUGUUAAUAUUAGAAAAAUAUAUCAAAAAUUUUUACAAAAAACAGUUGAUAUAUUAGGUAAAAAUACAAAUUUUGGUAUUAAUUCAACAAAUGAUGAUAAAUCAAAUAAUUAUGAUAAUAAUAAUUAUUAUAAUCAACAAAAUAAUGAAAAAGAUUUAUUAUAUGAUAAUAAAAAAAGUUAUGAUCCAAAUUUACCUGAAUCAUCAAAUGGUAAUAUAUAUAAUUCAUGGGGUUCAUUAAAUAAAAAUUAUAAUUCAAGUUAUUAUAAUCGUGAUGGUUAUGGUUCAUCAAAUAAUGAUGAUUUACAAAACAAUCCACCAUCAGUAUUACCACUUGAAGUAUUUAAUUUAUUUGAAUCAUCACCAAGAUAUGGAUUACAGCAUAAUUUAUUAUUUUCUGAUUCAGCAAGAGGUUUUAUAUCACUUGCUGAAAAAGAUCAAACAUAUUCAUAUUAUCUUGGUAAUAAUAUUGAAAAUUCAAUACUUGGUGUUCGUCAAUGUCCAGUUAAUAAAAUGACACUGUGUGUUACAUCAGAACCAGAACAAGAAAAAUGUAUUAAAAUGAAAACAGCAUUAAAAGCACAGUUAUUAAAACCAGAAUUAAUAUGUUACAAAGGACAUAGUCAAAUGCAUUGUAUGCAAGCUAUUAAAAAUGGACAAGCUGAUAUAACAGUAUUGGAUGCAAGUGAUGUUUAUACUGCUGGUUUACGUUUUGAUUUAAUACCAUUUAUAUCAGAGGUAUAUAAUCUUCCAACACCAGAAUAUUAUGUUGUUGUUGUUGCUAAAGAAUCUGAUCCAACAACAGAUAUAACAUUUUUAAAAAAUAAAAAUACAUGUCAUCCUGGUAUUUAUACUGCUGCUGGUUGGGUUUAUCCAAUGGCAUAUUUAUUAUCAAAUGGUUGGAUGCGUGGUUAUGGAUGUGAUUCAAUACGUGCUGCUGCUGAAUAUUUUUCAAAAUCAUGUGUACCUGGUGCAUUGAGUACUGAAUAUAAUACACGUGUACCAUAUAAUAAUAUGUGUGAUCUUUGUCAUGGUGUUAGUUAUCGUUAUUGUCGUCGUGAUGCAUCAGAAGAUUAUUUUGGUUAUACUGGUGCAUUUAGAUGUCUUGUUGAGGGUGGUGGUGAUGUUGCAUUUGUUAAACAUACAACUGUAUCGGAAAAUACUGAUGGUAAAAGACGUGAGUAUUGGGCUAGAAAUACAUUUACCAAAGAUUUUGAAUUAUUAUGUCCUGAUGGUACAAGAAUGCCAUCAACUGAUUAUCAUAAAUGUAAUUUGGGUAAAGUUAAAGCUAAUGCUAUUGUUACAAGAGGUGGAGAAUAUGGAUAUAAUGAAACACAAAUUAAUGCUUAUAUUAAUUUGUUGAUGUAUGCACAACAAUUUUAUGGUAGAAAAGAAGCUGAUGAAUUUAGUUUUAGUAUGUUUGAAAGUCCAAGACCAUUUAGUGAUCUUAUAUUUCAAGAUGCAACACAACAAUUAAUUAUUAUACCAAAAGAAAUGAGAGAAUUUAGCAAAUGGCUUGGACCUGAUUUUAUGAGAGCCAGAAGAGUUGUUGAUUGUAAUGCUGGAGCAGCAGAAAUUAAAUUUUCAUUAUUUGCAUCAAUUUCUACUAUGAUUUUUGCUUUUUAUUUUUCACGAUAAAUUUUUUAUCCAUUUCAUCUUUAAGAUAACAAAAAAAAUUUAAUUUUUACGUACUAAAUAUUUUUAAUAAUUAUUAUUUUUUUCUUUUGGUCUAAUUAUUGUAAAUAUUUUGACUGAAAAAUUUACAGUACAACUGAUAGAUCUGAAAUAUUUUUUACUUUAUUUUACAUAGAAAAAAUAUUAUCAGCAGCUUUUUAACAAUAUAUAAAUAUUUUUAUAAAUGAAAAUUAAUUGAAAAAAAAAAAACAAGAAAAAUUAGGCUUUUUUUUGGAAUUUAAAAAACUUAACUUUAAAAAAUAACCAGUGCCUUUUGACAUAUCAGCUUUUUUAUUAUUUAAAAAAAUAUAAUUGAAUAUGAAAUUUUUUUUUUUUUCCUUUCUUGUAAUUUUUAAAUUAAUAAGAAAAUAAUUUUUUUAUUUUUUACAAUGUCAUUAUUCCGUCCAAUUGUAUUUUGACAUAUAAAUUUUAAUUAUUAUAUUAAAUAAUUUUAAUGAUAUUUUAUAAUAAAUAUUAAGAGAUUAUGUAUAAAUCCGUCCGAAAAAAAAAAAAUUUAUAAUAUACAAUUUACAAUUUUACAAAAACAAAAU